Pseudo-nitzschia multistriata is the source of this 3381-nucleotide messenger RNA. NCBI's taxonomy places the organism in Eukaryota, Bacillariophyta, Bacillariophyceae, Bacillariales, Bacillariaceae. The record is from the annotation of a GenBank genome assembly.
AAUUUGCAACCAUUCUAGACCAGGAAAAACCAGAUCGGAAUCCCGCAACCAUCCCGAGACCAGCCAUGGACGGUCCUCCCCCUUUUCCCCCCUGUGCUUCCGCAACGCUUGUCCCGGCGUCCCGAUCGGAACGACCGCGGGCCGGGGGAAGGGCACCGGAAGGGUUUCGGCGGCGUCGUCGGAUCCAACUGCGGCUGCUGGCGGUGGCGGCAGCCCUGCCGGCCCUUUCGGUUUCGCUGGCGGAAGGCAUCCCCGCGGAACGGGCGGGGGACCCCUCCUCCGAGACGCCCACGGGGGACGAGUGGAUGAACCCCGGGGGGCCCCCGUACGGCGCCGCCAACGCCGGGGGGGGGUUCUUCUCCUUCGAUCCGCGGUGGGUCCUCGGAGGAGGGGGGGGCAAUGGGCAAGGGAAGGGGAACGCACAACAUCAACAACAACAAAAACAAGAGCCAGCGAACCCCGUCCGCUUCUUUGACGUCUACUCGAGGCCCAUCCGGUCGGUGUAUUCCCAGGUCCACUGGACGAGCCACGGGACGAUCCCCCUCCCGCGGCCCGUCGUCGACCGGUACGGAGGGAAAGGGGCCGGCACAAAGGCAGAGAGAAGUUCAGGCGCAAUGCCAGAGGCAAGAGACGAACCUGCUACCGACACCAUGGCCGUGGUGGGAUACGAGGUGGACCAGGUCCGGAUCGAUCCCUCCACGGGAAGGGAGGUGCCGGUGCCGAUUACCUGGGCGUACAACCACCACUACAUGGCCUUUCUCCUGGGAAGCAGAGGAGGCGACGCCAAAGAACCCUCCGGCAACGCGACAUUCCGCGAGGCAAACGACGCCCCCCGGAUGGUCGAGCUCGACGGCCACGGGGCGAUCGGGGCCGCCGAGCGCCUGGGCCUGGGCCACGCCACCGGCGGCCCGGUGUGGAUCCCGGAGCAAGCCCUGGCACCCGGUGUUGAUGCCGAUGCCCUCCGGGACGGCCGGUCCUGGCUCUUUUUCUCCGAGGGCAACGGGGGGGAGAUGCGCAAGUCCUGCCACGUCUACCCGAGGGGGUACGCCCAGCUGAUCCGCAAUCCGGUGUCCUUUUCGGUGACGCCGAUGCAGAUCGACACCUGGUUCCGGGACACCAUGCCGAGCGGCCGGUUCGUCCCACCCAACGGUCCGGUCGACGCCUUCCUGCCCAAGAGCUCCGGGAUCCGCGACCUGGCAGCGGCCGGGUACAACCCGCUCCUGGAGUGCCCCUGCAGCGACCGGCUGGAAAGGUCCUGGGGCAUGUCCUACGCGCUGAGGGACCUGCACGACGACGACGACGACAACGAAGGGGAAAGCCCCGAGCCACCGGGCAACGCGACCGAGUGUUUUUCCGCGGCCCUGUCGCUCCUCCCCAGCACCAACGCCACCACCCGGGAGAUCCCCCGGCCCGGCAAGGAACGCGGCCGGUGCACGGCCCUGCUCCGGGCCGACGGGAGCCUCGACGCGGCCUGGGAGGAACCCACCGGGAGUCCCACCGGAUCCACAACCUCUUUCCAGCGGGAACAGAGCGCUGCCGGAGGAGAACCCUCCGGUGCGGUGGUGGGAACGACCCCCCUGGGGAGCCUCUUCAACGCCACCGUGGUGCUCCACGCGGAAUCGGGCACGGCGGAGAUUGCCCUGGAGGGUCCCGUUUGGUACGAAGGCGACGAGGAGGAGGAAACCGGCGACCGGUGGUUUGCCGUCGCCUUUGGCGCCGACAGCAUGUGCGUCCGGAUGGAGGCCGACGAGUGCACCGGGGGCGGCCCCUACGCCAUUGUCGUCCUCCCGGCCACCCCGGAGGGUCCCAGCCGGGUGGUGGAGCGGAGGCUGGACUACCACGGCCCGGGAAGGAUUCUCGGGGCGGGCCCCGGCGAGAAGGAGCUGCUCAUCGUCCGCUCCAACCGCAUCGAGGACUUCGGCGGCGGCGACGGCGACGACGAAGAACACCAGCCCCGGCACGGCGGGGAAACACCGUCCCCGAACAAAAAUAGCACGCACCGCAAGAGGAAGCGGAAGCGCCGGGUGGUCCGCCUGAGCCGGCCCUUUCGCGGCCCCACACCCGACUACUUUUCCUUUGCGGCGGACCCAGGGGCGGGGGCUCCCCCCCCGGACCCCGUCAAGAUCGUGCUGGCCACCGGGUGUCCGGGCAGCGGCGGGACCUUCGGGAGGCACUGCGGGCACCAGUCGCCCGGUCCCCUCGUCUUUGCCAGGGUCGGCCUCCGCUUGGAGGUCGUCCGGGACGGCAUCAAGGGGAGCAUCGGCGGCAAACCCUUUGGCAAGCACUGCCUGGGGGAACCCUACGGGGACCUGGUCCGGCAAAAGAACCCCACCUGCGAGGUCCGGACCUACCGGGGGGGCCUCCGCUGCUGCGUCCACGGCAAGCACCUCCUCGAUGCGAGCCAGGAAAUCCCCUGGGGGGACAGGGUCCUGGAGUACCGCCUCAAGUUUCGCUUCUACUACCAGGACUACCUCUCCGGGCCGCGGCGGGAAGACCCUCCGGCCGCCUCCUCCGGGAGGGCCGCGGAGGAGGCCAUUCUUCGGGCCGCUCCCCCCUCCCACCGCGAGCUGGCCCGGUUUUACUGGCAGACCGAGGCCGGGGGGGACGAGUACGACGUCCCGGGCUGCCGGGAGGGCAAGCUUGGCCAAGGGCCUCCCCCCUCGGAGUGCGUCCACACCAUCACCUCCCGGUGGAGGGUCCGGGACUUUGCCGGGGGGGAGGGCCUUUCCGGGAUCGAGCUGAUCUAUGCCGCCCCCCACUGCCACGCCCCCAUGUGCCUCUCGAUGGAGCUCUACAACGCCGACACCGGCGAGCUGCUGUGCUCCGUGGAACCCAUCGCCGGGAGAGGGGGAAGCGGCGGAAAUGACGGUGCCUACGACGAGGAGGGAUUCCUGGCGAUCCCCCCGUGCCUGUGGAGCCACGACCAGAGCCGCAGCAGCACCACCACCUCCACCACGACCUCCCCCCUGCGCAAGCACGGCCGCGAGACCUCCCGGGACGGACCCCCACUGCUGCCGGCGCCGCGGUUCCUGUCGAUGGACACGACCCUCCUGAGCAUCAAGCGGGCCAACAGCACCUUUCCCCACACCGGGGACAUGGCCUCGUGGCAGAUGCGGGGGGUCCUCGUGCCCUCGACCCCAACCGAGACCGAGGCGUGACACGGUGCCGGUGGACCCACGCGGCACGACGCUCCAAAAACACACGGGACGAUCGGGAUCCACCACCAAACGAUGGAUCUAUCCCUCUACUAGCUAUCGGGUUUUGGGCUUCCUUUUCGUUUUGACUCGCAGCAUCAAACACAUUACACAAACUAGCUGAAUCGAUCGAUCGAUUGCAACAGGCAAGCAACUCUAUUUCAGUACAUAAAUAGCACAAGCAUUC